Homalodisca vitripennis (glassy-winged sharpshooter) is the source of this 9275-nucleotide messenger RNA. RefSeq names its product solute carrier family 35 member F5. Gene Ontology annotation, biological process: regulation of peptide transport. The coding region runs from base 387 to 1802 and encodes 471 amino acids. Gene Ontology annotation, cellular component: membrane. The transcript is spliced from 10 exons. NCBI's taxonomy places the organism in Eukaryota, Metazoa, Arthropoda, Insecta, Hemiptera, Cicadellidae. The record is from RefSeq and is a predicted model, not a curated record.
CUUUCCUUGUUGCAGUGUAACUGAUGUUUUUGCGUUUCGGUUGUAGUAGUUUUGUUCACAUUUGAGUCCUGAAUUUCUUUUAGAUAAAAUAAGUGAAACUGAAAGUGUCCUCAAGAUUUUAAGACAAAGAAAGAGUUUUUAGUUUGUUUAAAACUUUGAUAUGGAAUUUACAGAUUUAUUGAAAUGUGUUUGGUUCAGUGUUACUUAGAAAGAACAAGAUUUGGUUUAUUUAAAACCAAGACACCGACAGGUCGAAAGAAAAAGUAUUAUUGCUAAUUUGUUCAGUGAUUUAUUUCAAAUUUUACGAACUUCUAAAGCGUUAUAUAAAAGUGCAAAAAUAUUUUUACGUUUUAGUUCUUUAGUCAAUGUAACAAUAUUGUACGCUGAUGUCACGUUUUGAGGUUAGAUCAAAUGAACCGUCUGUUAGCGGAAUGUUGAGCAAAUCUCAAAGGCUUCUCUUGGGAUUGUUUGUUUUGCUCUUAGUUGAUGUUAUUUGGGUUUCGUCUUCAGAGCUUACUAAGUACACAUAUAAGAAUGCAGAGUUUGAGAAACCGUUCUUCAGCACCUACGUGAAGACAUCCAUGUUUACUAUAUAUUUAUUGGGCUUGUGUUUCUGGCCGCCCUGGAGAGAUCAGUGUUCCCGACCCUCAAACUAUAUGUACAUUGAUCCUGAUUUAGAGGAUGAGAGCUUCUACACAGAAGCGAACACAAGUCUUAGUGACCCAACAUAUGUGCCCGUCAAGUUGCCUGAGCGCAGUGACCGCAGUUCAGGAACAGAGAGUGAUGAGUGCACCGUCAACCGUUCUGUGCGCUUCAGCAAGCUCGCUGAGGUGCGACACAUGUCAGAAUGUGAUGCAACAGAGGCACUCUUGGCGAGACUGUCCUACUCAGCGAGUCUACGUGCCAGUGACAUGUACCGUCGUGCGACAAGCAAGCUCGACAUGGAGCAGAUCUGCAAGACUGCUUCCAUCUUCUGUGUUGUGUGGUUUGGAGCAUCGUAUUCUUAUCAAGCAGCUCUGGCACAGACAGAAACCGGCGUGGUGACUGUGCUGUCCUCCACGUCAGCACUGUUCACCCUCUUCCUGUCUGCGUUGUUCCCUUCCGGUGCAGGAGAUAAGUUUACACUGUCCAAAUUGGUAGCUGUCUGCAUGAGUAUUAGUGGACUGGUGGUAGUUAGUCUAUCAGAUUUAAAUGCUGAGCCAAACAAGCCAGUAGGCACUGGGGUAGCGUUGUCUCUCAUCAGUGCAUUUUUCUACGCAGCGUACCUUGUGUUUCUACGACGCCAAGUGGAUCAUGAGGACAAGAUGGAUAUUCCACUCUUCUUUGGGUUCGUGGGGUUGUUCAACAUGAUGCUACUAUGGCCACUGUUCUUCUUCCUGCACUAUAGCCACUGGGAAAGGUUUGAGUGGCCGACCAAACACCAGUGGAUGUUCCUUCUACUCAACGGACUGGUGGGGACUGUGCUCUCAGAGGUCCUCUGGCUUUGGGGCUGCUUCCUGACAACUUCACUGAUAGCCACAGUGGCCCUUAGUCUCACAAUUCCUCUGUCCAUGGUGGCCGAUGUGCUGUUUGAGCGAGUCCACUACCCCGUCCUGUUCUACCUUGGUGCGGUUCCAGUGUUCCUGUCAUUCUUAGCCGUCACGUUGCUUGCGCACUAUGACAACUGUGAUCCCGUCCUUGAAGUCGUACGGAGAGCUUAUCAUGCUCUUUGUAGGAGAAGCAGGGUCAUCAGGCUAGCAGAGUGUGAGAUAGAACAGACCGAGUCACUUAUAGGCAUCAACGAUGCUGACCACGAGGCUUGAGGCUCUCUCAUCUCCUGAACACCUGUUCAACUACGGAUCUCAAUCUCUCCUCCUCAUUCCGAGACUUGUGAUCUUUAGAGUUACCGCAUUCUAAUUGUGAUAGACCUCACGCUGGCUCUGCUUAGCUGUCAACUAUUUUAGGGCCCCAUGUAAUAUGUCUAUGGAGGUAUUAUAUGUUUUCAAGUUAAAAGCUAUGUUGAUUUUAAGCAUUUUAAUACAUAAUUAAUUUAUAACACUGUAUAUCGUAUGCACAUCACCUGUACAAAUGAUCACUUAAUUCUAAGCAAUUCACUAAAUUUUAAACUUUCUAAUUUCCUUAAAUACCGUUUACUUUGUCAAACUAUUUAUUUAUUAACUUUUUUAUUGUUACUUGAAUUUUAAUUUAAUUACAUGCAAAAAUAAAAAAUGGAAUAAGUAAUAAAACAGUUGUUAGGGUUACUAAAAUAUUUAGCUUGUUUGUAUGGUUUUGACAGUAACUUAUUUUUUAUCCUUUCAAUUCUUCUUUAUUUUUACACUAGUCAUAAUAUCAUACUUUUAAUGUAAUGAAUUAAAAUCUAGUAAUUAAUUUACAAUUUUAAUUCAUAGUUAAAAUACUAUUGAAUUUCCAAAAGUGUUUACAGUAAAAUUCCACAUUAAGCCAGUUUUUAAUAUUUUACAUUAUUACACUGUGUACAUUUCUUUACUUAAGUUUCAUGUGCUGUGAAAUACAUGUCUAAAUUAUCUUCGAGUACAAAGAAUAAACAACCCGAUAAGAGAGUAGUGUUCACGUAGGAAAUUUGUUUAUAUUUUGUACUUGAAAACACUUUCAAAGUGUGUAAACUUGUUACAUAAAGAACAUGUAUAUAGUGCAUAAAAUGUUGUUAAUAGUAUUAACCUAUUUUUAGUUACAAAUUACAUCUUUAUUCACUUUUUGAAACUCAACAGGUUGAGUUUCGUCAGGAUUAAAAUGUAUUGCCAGAAUAAAAGAAAUGUUUGUCAUCAUUCCAUCCAAAAUUUAACCAAAGAAUAAUUAUAUUUAUUUUGUUAUUUUCCAGAGUGCAGAAAUAAUUCUUUAUAAAUUUAGUAGAGGCUGCAAUAUAUUCUAAACGUUAAGAGAUAUUUCAGUAAGUGUAGUUUGUGAUUGUUUAAGACUUUAGUAUUUUAUGUGAUCAAUGUUUGUAUUAUACUAUAAAUAAAGGAAACAUGUAUACCUGUUGUUAAUCACUAGAAGUGUUUAUAAUGGUUUUGUAAAUAUCAUGCUCUUUAAAAACUGCCAACACACAAAGUACUUUGUCUAUAUACAAGACAUUAAUUUAUUAUUAUACUGUAUUAUAAAAACCCAUUGUAAUGUUUACGUUUUGUAAUUUUCAAGAAGUUUCUUUUAAGUAGAAUUAAUGUACUCAAUUAGGCAUUGAGGUCAAUUCAGAUUCUUUCAAUAAUACAACUAGCUACAAGUCAUGAAACUAAAAUAUGCAUGCCCUGGUGUGAAAACCGUAAUAGAAUGUGUAGCCUAAUUCCUGACAGUGUUCAUUGUUGUUCUAUUGUUUUUCGGUUAUUGCCAAAGUCAACAUCUUUCCAUUUGUUCAGUAUUCAGUGUCAGUUUCUUGCUCAUUUCAGAAAAUUUUAUUAAUAUGUUAGAGAUUUCACAAUAGUACAGAACCUUGUUUAAAAAAGGCAGAUGAACAGGUAAGCUCCUCGAGUACCAAGACCCUCCGUUAAUAGGUAAGGUUUUAAUGUGCUUUCUCAAACUGCAAUUCAAUUCAUUGCAGUUUGAUGUGAAACGUAAAGGCAAUUAAAGGCAUUGUAUUGGAGCCAAGCUGUACACAAAAAUUCACAAAUUAAAUUUAAUAAUAAAUUAUUAAAUUAUGUGUUAGCAACAAAUUACAUUAAAGAAUAAAAAAAAAUUGAAAAUGUUCAUACAACAGUUGUCGAAUAACUUAUUGUGCUCCUACCUAUUUUAUGCAGCCUCACAUCGGCCUGUCUCCCUCUAGUAUCAAUGUCAAUAAACUUUUAGCAUCAUUCCCACCACAUCUGGAUUUACAGUAUUUUGUUUCACUCCUGCAUCAUCCUGCACAUUGCGACUGUUUACGAUAUUUGAGAAUUGAGAGAAGACAGAAAGAGUCAAUUGUUGAUCGGAGAAGAGUAUCUGAUUAACAACAUUCAGGAUUCUCAAAAGAUUGACUUUUAUUUGGUCAGUUGCCAUUGUUUUAUAGUGUGCCAUAGUUUGUUCCAAUUAUUGCUCUUUGUAGUUACACCCCUGAAUAUGUUAGAAAUUCUGACACACCUGCUCAUUCAAAUAUUUGUACUAUCAAGAUAUUACUGCACAAUGUAUCUUGUUGCUGAACAUAAAAAAUAAUGCAUCCUAAUACAACAUGAAUUAGGUAAACCACUGUUAAUUUAUAUCCAUCCAGAAGGACUUUCAUGUUUCACAUUAAACCUCGGACCCAGCAAACUUUUCUUAUUUAUAGCCUACAGUUUGUCUUCAAAUCUUUAUUACAUUUUUUGUUUUGAUGCUGUCCUUGUUACCUAAAAUAAUCAAGUGUCUGCUAAGUUUGAAAAAAUGAACUUUUAAGUUUGUUUAAUUUAUUUAUGACCAUUUAAAAACUUUAAUAAAGACCAAAAUGAUGUGUUCAAAAUUGUGAAAGUGUUAAUAGAUGAGUUGCAAUACUGAAAUAAGCUUAACUUCCCGGAUAAUAUAUAUUACUUAAAAGAACUUCUGUAACAUUCCACUAAUAUUUUAUUUAGCACACAAUUAACUUUUUCAUAAUUCUGAUAUGGAACUUAAAUGAUGAAAUGUAAACAAAGAACUCAGAUGACACAACAUUAUUAUGCUUAUUAGCAUUUGGAUCAACAGUAUUAUGUACAUUUGCAACGGAAUAAAGGGACACAAAUAUUGUUAUUUAAUAUAAUUCUGUAUUAUUAUUAUUUUUACUGUUGUAAUUAUAAUUUAAAUAACUCAUUUGGAGUUUUUCAUCAAGAGAGAGUUACAUUUUAAGCCCUAUUUUUAAUGUGUUUUCAGUAUUUUAUUUCAUUGCUAUUUUACAGUACUCUGUGUCUGCGAUGGAGUUAAUUGUUAUGUGUUUAUACUUCGUUAUACUUUAAGUUUAUAUAUUUAGACUGUUUUGUAUUCUUCAGAUGUAAAUGUAAUAACGUUAUUAAUUUUUAAAUUACAAACUAAGUCUAUUUAUUAGUUAUCCAUUCGUCCACUACCCAAUAUAUAUGUCUAUUUUGUUACAUUACUCUUCAAAAUGCUUUCCAUUUUCUUGUUUCCUAGUAUCUUUGUAUUUUGUAAUAUAUAAUCAUUUGUGUAUAUAUUAUUCUUCAUUCCAUCACUAGUCAUCAUAUUUUUCCUAUUUUGUACUUAAAAUGUUAUAUUUUGUAGAGAAUUUUUUGUAUCUUCUUUUGGGAAUUGUUAUUUUAUGUAAAAAUGCAUUAUUUAUUAAUAAUAUAUUGUAGCAAAGACAUUUCCGAAAGUUCUUGGGUUUAAACGUUCAAAAACUCACCUCUACUCAUGAAAGCCGCUUUGAAAAUAUAAAUCAGUAUUUUCUCUACAGACAUUUCUGAAAGUUCUAGGAUUUUAACAUAAAAAACUCACCUCUAAUCUUGAUAGAAGCUUUGAAAAUAUAAAUCAGCAUUUUUCUCUGCAGCUGUACACUUAAGCCAGUAUUAUUCCCAAGUUGACUACAUUUUCUGUGAAAGUGUAGUUUAACCACUGCAUCUCAGUAACAUGGAAAUUCUUCAAGUAAAGUCUAUUCCAGGAAAACCCUCACACCCUCGACAUUGUGAGCAAUUUUUAAAAUUUUAUCCACUUCUGAUAUUUCUAUUCCACUAAAAUUGUUUUCGGAAACAAUUACAUGUAAGGGCAAAUUGUAAAACUUCAGGCCAUAACUUUCGCCAACAUGCAUUUUUGGUUGACGGCUUUACUUUACCUAUGGAUUCCUGGAUGUUUUCCAUAUUGAUAGAACUGCGAGUUCAGAGGUGUCAUCCAUAGAUUUUAGAAGAAUAAAAAAUGUUCUAUGCACAUAGUAAGCCUUAAAAGCAGCAUUUACACCUUGAUCGAUUUAAUGGCUGUAGGAUGGAUUUAGUAUUGGGUGGAAGGAAUAUGACUUGGAUGUUUGGAUGUUCAAUUAGAGGGUUUCCAAGAGCAUUUUAAAUCACCAAUAAGGCUAUGAAAGGCAAGUUUAUGAAUUAAAAGUAGCCUUCACCUAGUUGUUUAGCUUUUUUUUAAUGGUAUGAGAGCUUAGGGGAACUCUUUUCCUGAUUUGAACCUCUAUCCAUAUGCUCAAUGCCUUUUCAUUUUUUUUAACUUUCACGUCUCGAAAAACAGAAGCAGUUUUGGCACAGAGAUUUUCACACUACUUCUGAUUUUUUUAUUUUUUUCGAGUAUUUUGAACACUCGACUCAUUCAAUCCAAACUUCCUAGCAACUGAAGCAACCUUAUCAACUUUUAGCGCAUCAAGAAUUUGCAACUAAAGACAGCACAACACGUUUCAUCUUCUUGAUCUGAGACUGACGCAGGGAGGAGUGUGUGCUAAGUGUGGAGUGACAAUUUGCGGUACGUUGGGCUAGAAUGGAAGGGUAGUGAGUCAUUCAGCAGCGGUACUGGAAAUAGCUGUAAUAAUAUAGCGUCUUCUGUGCAGUGGCGAAUAAACUUGUUGAAUCAUGAGUGGUUGAGUUAAUAAUGUAUUUAUUUUCUUUUAUAUAUAUAUAUAUAUAUAUAUAUAUAUAUAUCAUUUUUGUCAGUUUAAGUGUUAUAGGUUAAGAAGUAUUGAAAAUAAUGUCAAAAAAUUAGGCAUUCAAGAAAUGUUUAGGCAUUCUAUGUAAAUCAUAACUAUUUCUGGUCAUAAGAACUAAAAAAUCAUUUAUAUAAAAACAGUGAUAUCAAUAUUAUGUUAAAAUAUUUUAAUUGUUUUCUCAUGUAUUAGUUAAAAAAUAUGUUUGUCUAGUAUGUAAGAUAUUUCACCUACUUUGUUUUUUUGAAAAGUGAUGGUUCUCUUGUUUUAUAUAGUUUUAUAAAGGAGUUUUUUUCUACUUAUUUUUCAACUGGAAGUAAGGAAUUUCAUUAAUAAUAGGGGUUCUGUAAUAUUCAUGCAUAUAAAGUGCACAAUUUAUUCAAACUUAAACAUUUGUGUACAAUUUAGAUGUUAUAUUUUUAUUUAAAAAUAUCUCAGGUAAUUGUUAGUCUGCAUUUUAAACAAGUCAUUUAUCUUAUCUUACGUUUCUGUUUCAAAGAAGUGUACAAUAAUUAUAUUAAAAUUAUUGUAAGAUAAUUUUAACACAAUACUCCUUGUACCCGCACAGCUAGCACAAAAUAAACUAUUUCAGAUAGUUUUAAAAUGUAAAGAAAGAAUAACAUGAUAAUAAUUAGACUGAACCACAUUGCGUGAUUUAUUAAUGGGGAUUGUUGAAAAUAAUUUCACUUAAAAGUUAAAAUUGAGUUUAUCAUGAAAGUACAAAUUUAAAUUUUCAUUAAAAAUGGUAGGUAAAUAAAUUUCCACUUGUAAUUAGGAAUCUGCAAAUGCUAUUUACAAUUAUAUUUUAGUCCAAUCCAAUAAUACUUCUCUUGUCAAAUGAUUUAUAUUGAGUGUGUUACAAUUGUGAUUGUAAUAUAGUAUUGCAAGAAUGAAAGUAUCACACUAUAAACAAAUGUUGUAACCAAAACACUACAUCAACUACUGUUGCAUUGCAGUGUGGUACAAUGUAUAUGAUUCUGUACAAGCACAUGUGUUUUGGAACAAAUAACAGCAUAGCAUGGAAAGUACAAAUGUAACAAGAAGAAAUUUUGUGGCAAACACAGAUGUGAUAUGAACAAAAAAUGAUGUGAAUUCACUGUAUUCUUUUCAAAUUUAGAGAAUUGUGUUUGGAGAAUGAAUUGAUCCCAUAAUUUAUUCCAUUAAUCCUUACCCAAUCUUUAUUAUGACCUGCAAUAUAAUAUUGCACGAUUUUGUGUGAUUGAUUUCUCUGUUAUGCUUCUGUCAAUUGAAAUUUAUACUAGAUUCAUUAAUAAUUAUUUAUUUUUAUCCUUUUAAAUUGUUUUAAUUGAUAAAAAUCAUUCAAAUUUUUUUUACAGAUUACGUGUAGCAUUUAUUUGAAUUAAUCCAAUAGUUAACAGUUUAAAUUAUGACACAAGAUAUGAAAGGGAAAAUAAAGAGUUUUAAAACUCUCUUGUUUUCAUUAGAGAUCAAUCAGUUUUUUAAAUCAUAGAAAGUUUUAUAGUCUAAAACAAUAAACAGUUAUAAAUCCAGUUUUUCGUAUGUAGUGCCAAUUACAAUGUAAUUGAAUGCAUAACGCAUUGAAUGCAUCUAAUCUAAUGAUUAAAAAGAAUAAAUGUUUUUGGAAGAUAAGAUAGUUUACCCUUUUAAGUGGUACGUUUUCAACGGUGUUGUUAUAUACUACUGCCGGGUUUAUUUGUCGUGCAAAUAGUUGCUCCAUAGUCAGCACAAAUGUAGCGUGUUCUCGCCCACUAUCAUUAACCCUAGUGAUCAUUUAAUUUACCAAACUGCCAUCAGAAUCUCCUGAUCCGUCAUGUCAGGUCAUGAUUGAUAAAUUUAGUCCACAUCCCGAUCAUCAUCUUUCUCAGAAAAGCUACACUGCUGAACGCUUAACUCACAACAGCUCAUCCAGACAAAUAUGAAAUUAAUAAAUUGUCUUUAUUAUUAUUACAAAUAAUUCCUGCUGUAGCGAUUGAACCACAUUCAAAAUAUUAAAUAAAGCAAACUUUCAGUAGCAAUUUCAAAAACCCAAUUGGAGGAACUAGAAUACAGUAACAUUCUGUUUCUAACGUUCAGAUAAAACCUCACCAUGUGCUUUCAGGAUAGUUCCUUAGUUGUUCGUCAGAGUGUAGUGUAGCAAACAGCACUACUGUGGAUUUGUAGUAGUUGGAAUAAACACAACUAGAGGCCAAUAUGUAUCAUCUUCUAGCUGUCAGGCAUCGUGUAGUGAAGCAGCUGUUUGGAACGUGAUAACAUGGGCAUGGCAGUCAAGGAGUUGAUAAAAAAACUGAGGAAAACUUAAAAUUGUGUAUAAAAAAAUAUGUAUUCACAUGUCUCUAUUUGUAAUAUUCUUAAAAUGAAAGUCUAUACAAGAUAGAUUAUGAAGUGCAGACGUAAAGGUUGAUUUUUAUCAUACAAUAUAAAACAAAUGUAAGAAAUUUGAAAAAAGUGAAUGUUCUAUUUUGACUUGCAUAAUUAAGAAGGAGGCUUUUUACAUACACUUAGUUAAAAGGUAAGAGUGGGUAGUUUUGUACAGAAAGUUGGUUAAAAUGCUCAAAAUGUAAAUGUAACAAAACACUUGUUAAGUUCAGUUACACAAGAAUUCCAUGUCUCCCGGCCUGGCCAGUAUUGUCCCACAACAUCCUGUACACUAUAAUCUAUUGUAUCACUCUAGCUGUAAGACUUUUGUAUAGUGUUGGCGCCCGAGCUCGCUGGCACACAAAUAUUCUAAUUGUGUGUGUGUAAAUUAUUUUAAUAAAUUGCAAUAAAAGUAUUACUAUAA